Messenger RNA from Pocillopora damicornis (cauliflower coral), 1410 nucleotides. RefSeq lists its product as uncharacterized. NCBI's taxonomy places the organism in Eukaryota, Metazoa, Cnidaria, Anthozoa, Scleractinia, Pocilloporidae. The record is from RefSeq and is a predicted model, not a curated record. Gene Ontology annotation, molecular function: protein binding; zinc ion binding.
GAACCAGAGGACUCGAGCAUUUCCAUCGACAGAAUAUUGAGAAUAACUAUAUUGGCAGAUGAAUGGAAUUCACUGAAAGGUGGUUUAUCAACUUUUAAUAGAGAACUUGCUAUUCACUUGGCGAGAAAUCCAGACGUCGAUGUCACUUUCUUCGUCCCACAUGGUGUUUGUGGGAGAGAAGUAAAGGAAACAGCAAAAGAGAAAGGGGUUACAAUUAUCGAGGCAGAACAACUCACAGCCUGUACUUCCCAAGAACAAUUAUUUUUCCCACCGAAAGACCCUCAAAUUGACAUAAUCAUCGGCCAUGGUGUGAAGCUUGGAAGACAAGCUCAAGUUAUUAAAAACUCCCAUAGGUGCAAGUGGGUUCACGUGGUUCACACCGUGCCUGAGCAACUUGGUAUGUUCAAAGACUAUCCAAAAGCUAUUGCCAAAGGUGAAGAGAAGAACCUAAGCGAGCUUGAGCUGUGUGCAAAAGCCGACCUUGUCCUGCCAGUUGGUCCAAAGUUAGAGAGCUUUUACUCCCAUCGUCUUCGUUGUGUUAAGAAAGAGCAAGAUGUUAUGAAAUUUACUCCUGGCAUAAUAGAGGAUCUAACGGAUGCAGAACAAUCACCACACGAGAAUGACAUGUUUCAGGUUCUUGUGUUUGGGCGUGGUGAUAACGAGGACUUCAGACUUAAAGGUUACGACAUAGUAGCCGAGGCAUUCGCACUUAACGAGCUAAAAAAAGAUUGCUUUCAAAUAAAAUUUGUCGGUGCAUCUAGUGAGCAACAAGACAAUUUUGCGAAGAGGAUUUUGCAGUAUGGUGUUCGCGACAAUCAAUUGAGUUUCGGGUGUUACGUUGAAGAUAGAAAACUAUUAAAGCAAUUACUAGUCAGCGUGGAUCUUGUUCUUAUGCCUUCAAGAACUGAAGGAUUCGGUUUCACUGCGCUCGAGGCCUUGUCUGCCGGUGUGCCAAUUCUUGUUAGCAAAAGCUCAGGUUUCGCAAAAGCGCUAAGUGAUGUAGAAUUUGGAGACCACUGUGUGGUUGAGAGUGAAAAGGCAAAAGAUUGGUCAGACGCGAUCAUAAAGGUAUUCGAGAAGAAAAGGGGAAAACGCCUGAAAGAAAUACAAAGCCUGCGAAAAUCUUAUGAACAGACGUACAGUUGGAAAAGGCAAUGUGAAACUCUUGUGGAUAAAAUGUGGAAUAAGGUUUUUACUGAGUAGAGGAUUGUAAUCAUAUGAAAAGAUGCAACGCAAGUAAUGGACAGAGUUUUCUGUGCUGAAUAGAUCUACACGAAUGAACAGCCACUUCGCGACAUUCUUGAAAAGGAGGCAACUCCGCUACCUCACUCCAAAAUUUUAAGUCUAGCUAGUGAAUCAAUGUAAUGUUUCACCACAAGCAAUUAUUAAAUUAUUUAUAUAUUUAUCUAA